AUGUCUGUCGAGGAAUUUUGGCAGCAAGUCCCAGCGCGCAACGCAGCGCUCGUCGGGCGGCGCGGCCCUACCGGUGAUUCCGCGCUGGACGAGCUGGUCUGCAAGAAUACCUACGAGGAGUUCGCACCCAACCUCAUGGAAGGCCCUUUCGACACUUUUGAGGCCUGCCCAGGCAGCGACAAGGCGUGGGCAUUCUUGGAGUUGUUCUAUCAGAUGAUUGGCCCCAAACUUGCAGUGCCGGGCGGUCCAAAAUCCCCGUUGCCCGCAGACCAGUUCAAGUUGCUGGGCACUUGGAGUGACCUGUCCGCGUCACCGCGUGAGAUACGGGCCCUGCUGGCCCGCAUCGAUGCGAUCUGCUCUGUGCUUUCGAGCCUACACGGCAAGUUGGCGUUCGCUUCGGGGCAACGCUUCGGCAGGUUCGGCCGCGUGCAUCUCGGGCUUUUGAAGUGGCGCCAGUACAGCAGGCACGGCAACGACAAGCUGAACGACAGCAUUCUGGUUGCCAUCAAGUUCUGGCUUGGCGUCCUGCCUCUGGGCCCCUUCCGGGUGGUACUUUCGGACUGGGCCCUACACGAAGGCACGGACGCCAACAGGCAGAUCGACAAAAAAGAGUGCGUCGCGCCAGCGGGCAGGCUCCAGACCUUCAGUGGCAUGUUGUUCCCAGCACGCUUCGCGGCGCCAGAAAACGUGCCGUGCGUGGCCGUCGGCGCCGGCCACUCGCGCCCCCAUGUUGGCGAGGUCGAGUCCGAGAACAGGUCCGCCGCCGAGCUCCCGCGCGGCGAGGACAUCGAGGCCGGCGACGACUUCGGAGGGCGGGCCGCGGGUGCCCACGGGGUCGCCGCCGCGAGGGCCCCCGGGAGGUUUGCCCUGGACGCGCCCGCGGCCGCGGCGCACCCCGCGCUGUACGGGCCCGCCGUGGUGGUGCAGCUCUUCGAGCUGCCCUGCCACGGCGGGGAGCCCGCGCCGCUGCUCAAGCGCGGGGGCGGUGCCAGCGGGCCAGCGGUCGGCCGGCGCCGCCCCGCCGGGCGCGCCCUGCUCGGCGCGAGCCGCGCGCGCCCCGCGGCCGCGGCCACCGCCGCGGGGCCCUGGCCCCGCCGAGCGCUGCUGCGGGGGGUGCGGCCGGGCUGCUACGCGGCGGUGGCCUUCGUGGACCGCUCGGGCGGGGGCAGGCUGGACUUCUCCGCGCCGCAGCCGCUCGGCUGGUUCGGCGCGGGCGGGGCCUGGGGCGGCGCGGCGAGCGUCCUGCGCGUGCCGGGCGGUGCGGAUGGCGAGGGGCCCGUGAUCGGCCUGCGCCACGCCACGCCGCCGACGGGCGAGGCGCGGGGCGUGGCGGGCGGCAGGCUCCCCUGGGCGGUGCAGGGCCUGACGGUGCUGCACCUGUGGGGGGCGCCGGCGGAGCGGGGCCGUGCGCAGGGCAGGCUGCUUGGCCGGCAGGUCCUCGACUUCCUGGAGUUCUUUAUCAUCGAGGACCUCGUGGGCGGGCCCGCGGCGUACUCCGUGGUGCACGAAGCGUUCGCCUCGGGCGCGUUCGCCGUGGGGGAGGCGUUUAUGAAGGAGUGCCAGGGCAUGGUGGCUGGGAUCGUCGAGGCGACCGACGGAGGCUACGUCGAGACCCUGGGUCGCCGGGUCGACGAGGUGGACAUCGUCUGCCUGAAUGCGCCCACCCUCAUCGUUGAGCGUGCUGGCCGCGCACGCCCGGGGCCAGCUGCCGCUGGCCGGCAAGGGCGCCAAGCGGCUGAGGGGCAGCCCGCCAGCGCGCGAGGUCUCCGAGGGCGGCUGCACGCAGCUGGCCUGCUGGGGCGCGUGCACGGCCGGCAGCGACGUGCGGGGCGGCACCGUGGUGGGCCGCAACAGCCGAGGAUGCGACGUCAGGAAGGUGACGGUCACGCAUUCGCUGGUCUUGGCAGUGGAGCCGGGCCCGCUGGAGGGGUCGCAGCCAGGCAACGAAAUGAAAUGCUACCAGUGAUGUCUGAGGUACGUUCUCUUCAGGUUCAACAUCUUCAGAGCUCCGUGAGAGGCCCCCGUCCAAAAAUCCAACGCAUGAUUGUAAAUAAACUGUCCAACUGUAUGUAUAGCAACUCGUUAGGUGAUUUGUUUUCCAGACGUCUGUUAGACUUGCUCCCCGAAGAGAGGGCACGUAUCCUUACGGUCGACUGGUCUGCCGUUCAGACCGCCCUUGCCUCCUUGCCCGUGGCCCACUCGGCCGCCGCUGCUAGGACGCUCUCGAAGAACUGGCUGACUCAGCGUAGGUUCCAACAGUCUGCGAAUUCGCAUUGUCUCUGUGGGUGCCCCCCAGACCUAGGUGGUGAAGAUGCGUUUGCACACUAUUGGAAUUGCCCCAUUUUUGGCACUCUCCUUGAGAAGCUGACUGGCCCUCUCGCCCCGCUCCCUUUGGACCGGUUUGGGAUUUUGGCACCCACUCAAUCUUCUCUCAGAGUACCAGCCACAGCCUAUUUUCUGUAUAAUGAGAUCAGGGCAAUGUCCUCACGUCUCGGUGGUCGACCGCUGGAGCUGGAUGAGGCAAGGGACCCCAUCGCCGCGGUACAGAUGCAGAUGCAGAGGUAG
This is a messenger RNA of Prorocentrum cordatum, 2565 nucleotides long. Lineage: Eukaryota; Dinophyceae; Prorocentrales; Prorocentraceae. The record is from the annotation of a GenBank genome assembly.